CUCUUCCGUGCGCCCCGCACAGCGGGAGCCCAGCCCGAGCGGUGCAGAGCCCGCGGUGGGCCGGCAGCCGCGGCCCCUGGCCCAACCCGAGCGAGCACCGCCGCGCCCCAGCCCGGUCGGCAAGAUGUCGGUGAAGGAGGGUGCGCAGCGCAAGUGGGCCACGCUGAAGGAGAAGCUGGGGCCGCAGGACUCAGACCCCACGGAGGCCAACCUGGAGAGUGCGGAGCCCGAGCUGUGCAUCCGGCUGCUGCAGAUGCCCUCCGUGGUCAACUACUCGGGCCUGCGCAAGCGUCUGGAGAGCAGCGACGGCGGCUGGAUGGUGCAGUUCCUGGAGCAGAGCGGCCUGGACCUGCUGCUCGAGGCCCUGGCGCGCCUGUCCGGCCGCGGGGUGGCCCGCAUUGCCGACGCCCUGCUGCAGCUCACCUGCAUCAGCUGCGUGCGCGCCGUCAUGAACUCGCAGCAGGGCAUUGAGUACAUCCUGAGCAACCAGGCCUACGUGCACCAGCUCUCCCUGGCUCUGGACACGUCCAACGUGAUGGUCAAGAAGCAGGUGUUCGAGCUGCUGGCCGCCUUGUGCAUCUACUCCCCCGAGGGCCACAUGCUGACCCUGGAUGCCCUGGACCACUACAAGACGGUGUGCAACCAGCAGUACCGCUUCAGUGUCAUCAUGACUGAGCUCUCCGAUAGCGACAACGUGCCCUACGUCGUCACCCUGCUCAGUGUGAUCAACGCCAUCAUCCUGGGCCCCGAGGACCUCCGCACCCGCACCCAGCUGCGUGGGGAGUUCACUGGGUUGCAGCUGCUGGACACCCUGACACGGCUGCGGUGA
Molecule: messenger RNA, 829 nt
Organism: Callorhinus ursinus (northern fur seal)
Lineage: Eukaryota; Metazoa; Chordata; Mammalia; Carnivora; Otariidae
Product: inverted formin-2-like
Biological process (GO): actin cytoskeleton organization
Molecular function (GO): actin binding; small GTPase binding
Source: RefSeq, a predicted model, not a curated record